Molecule: messenger RNA, 561 nt
Organism: Lathyrus sativus (Indian pea)
Lineage: Eukaryota; Viridiplantae; Streptophyta; Magnoliopsida; Fabales; Fabaceae
Source: the annotation of a GenBank genome assembly
AUGUUGGCGAAAGCUUGUGAGAAAGGGGAUGGAUCUAAGUCCCUGGGUAAGAUACUGGCAAAAUGGAAAGAGUAUAAUGCUCAACUUGAUGCCAGCAAUGACGCAGAUAAGCCUGUUCGAAAAGUUGCGGCGAAGGGAUCGAAGAAAGGGUGUAUGAAAGGCAAAGGAGGACCUGAAAACUCGCGGUGUAAUUAUAGAGGUGUUAGACAAAGGACUUGGGGGAAAUGGGUUGCUGAAAUUCGCGAGCCGAAUCGGGGGAGUAGGUUAUGGUUAGGUACUUUUUCUACUGCCAUUGGUGCUGCUCUUGCUUAUGAUGAAGCGGCCCGGGCAAUGUAUGGUUCUUGUGCCCGUUUGAACUUUCCUAAUGUUUCAGUCCCGAGAUUCCCCGAGGAAUCUUCAAGUGAUUCUCCGGUUGAAAACCAGUCUGGUUCGUCGAUGGUAGUGUCUGAAAACACCGAGUCCAUGGUAAUACCAAAUAACUCAGGGAUAGGAAUAGACGUUGUCAGUAAUGAAAUGGAACCGAUUUCCUUACCCGCAAGUGUAAAACAGGAGACUGAGUAA